UAAGUAGUACAUAAUUAGCAUAUCGAUCUUCACUAGUGAAUUAGAGCAUAUUGAGAUAUACACAUCUUUUCUUUCUUUAGAAGAUGGCUUAUCCAUACUAUUCCCCUCCACCACCUUCACCACCCCUACCACCACCUCCAUCAAACCACUAUUAUGUCCAUUCACCGCCGCCGCCACCUCAUCAGCAUCAUCAUAAGCCAUCCUCACCACCACACCAUCACCAUCGCCAUCAUCCUAAGUCACCUCCAACACCAAAACAUCACCAUGGCCACCCUAGGCCACUCCCACCAUUCCCAGCUCCACAAUCACCUCCACGUGAUUAUACACACCCACCACCACCAUCUCAUUCACCUACUGGCCCAGCCCCAGUGCCUAGUCCCUAUGAAACAAAACCACCAUAUAAUUCUCCACCAAAAGCAACUCCUACUGGACCAGCACAGGAACCCUCUCCUCAAAAGCCAACACCACCUAAACCCUAUCCGCCAAGCCAUGCUCCGAGUCCAGCUCCACCACCAGAGUCACCACCAUCAGUUUAUCCUUUAUCACCUCCAAUCCCAUCAAAAGGUCCAGUUUCACCACCUCAGUACCCUCCAUAUGCAUCAGCAGCACCAACACCACCUAUUCCCGGCUACACUCCUCCUGUUUAUGGUGCACCCCCGCCAAUAUUUAACGCAGUACCACCUUCAUCAAAUGUAGUGGCACCACCACCAGGAAACAACCACACAACUAUUAUUGCACAAUACCAGCUGUUUGUAUAGAAGAACAUGAAGUAAUUCAAGAAACAAUCACGACAGGACCAUGUGGAGAAGAAACUGUUACAGUGUUAAUAGAAGAUGAUGUGCAAAUUCAUGAAGUUGUAGCAAGUGACGCCGUUGUUGCAGCUGGUGGUAGCUCACAUAUGGGGCGUGCCGGUGACCCUCCUUGCGAACCGGAGAGUCCCCAUCAAGGUCAAGGUUACUACCAUAAAUACUGAAAGUCUUCUUUAGCCAUCAGCUUUGAUAGUCUUAUAAGUGCAAUAAGUAAUUUGUGGAAAAGGAUUUGUAUGAUUAUUUAUUUUGUAUUAUUAACUGUUGAACACAAGAUUUUUCAAAAGCUAAUUGCCAUGUAGUAUGCUAUUGAUAAAGAAAGGAGCAGUUGGCCAAUAAAAUAAGGUUAUGCGAGCUAGAUUUAGCUCCAAAAGCACAGGCAAGAGAAUGGGGACUCAUUAUUCAUGCAGAGAGUGUCUGAAACAUGAAAAUUAAGGCAGCUACUACAAGGCUUCUAUGUCAAAAUAUCAAGCUGUUUGUUUGCUUUUUUGUUUUGUUUUUUUUUUCUUGAUAUGGAAAAUUGUUCUUGCGUACAAAAAUGUACAAAAAAAAAAGGAAAAGAAAAUUUUUAUAUUUUCUUAUUUAUCUUCA
This is a messenger RNA of Ricinus communis (castor bean), 1397 nucleotides long. Its product is annotated as leucine-rich repeat extensin-like protein 3. The record is from RefSeq and is a predicted model, not a curated record. NCBI's taxonomy places the organism in Eukaryota, Viridiplantae, Streptophyta, Magnoliopsida, Malpighiales, Euphorbiaceae. Bases 84 to 758 code for a protein of 224 amino acids. The transcript is spliced from 2 exons.